Cariama cristata (Red-legged seriema) is the source of this 303-nucleotide messenger RNA. RefSeq names its product HD domain-containing protein 2-like. Gene Ontology annotation, cellular component: cytoplasm. The transcript has 3 exons. Gene Ontology annotation, molecular function: 5'-deoxynucleotidase activity. The annotation marks the transcript as partial. The record is from RefSeq and is a predicted model, not a curated record. Lineage: Eukaryota; Metazoa; Chordata; Aves; Cariamiformes; Cariamidae.
GCUGCUAUACAACAACUGACCCAGCUUCUAUCAGAGGACCUCAGAAAAGAAAUCCGUGAACUCUGGGAAGAAUAUGAAAACCAGUGUACUGCAGAAGCCAAGUUUGUAAAACAGUUGGAUCAGUGUGAGAUGAUACUGCAAGCAUUUGAGUAUGAAGAGUUGGAAAACACACCUGGCAGACUGCAGGAUUUUUACAAUUCAACUGCUGGCAAGUUUGUUCACCCAGAAAUACUCCAGCUUGUAUCUCUGAUUAAUGCAGAAAGGAAUAAGAAAAUAGCUGCUACAUCUCAUCCGCAUUCCUGA